Daucus carota subsp. sativus is the source of this 3534-nucleotide messenger RNA. RefSeq names its product serine/threonine-protein kinase Nek5. Gene Ontology annotation, biological process: microtubule-based process; protein phosphorylation. Gene Ontology annotation, molecular function: protein serine/threonine kinase activity; ATP binding. The record is from RefSeq and is a predicted model, not a curated record. Bases 427 to 3255 code for a protein of 942 amino acids. Gene Ontology annotation, cellular component: cortical microtubule. Lineage: Eukaryota; Viridiplantae; Streptophyta; Magnoliopsida; Apiales; Apiaceae. The transcript has 14 exons.
AUCGCAUCACACCAUAACUGUCUUCUUCUCCUCUUUUUUAGAGUGAGAAACCUCAUUUAGAGAGAGAAACAAGACAGCCCAGAACUCAAAACUGUACUAAAAAGGUGAUUUUAUUACAACCAAGGGUGUUCCAUUAGUCCUACCAAGAUUUUCACUUUUGUGUCUGAUCAAUGUAGUACUUUUUGUUGGGUUUCACAAAGGUGAGAACUUUAUGUGUUUCUUGAUGUGGGCUUGCUGAUUCUUUCACAAGAAGUGUACUUUUUGUGUGGAUAUGUAUGUUCUUGGGGUUUGAUCUAGUAAAGGGCUGGAGAGAUUUUUGUGUGGUUUGGUGAGGAGGGAGAUUUUAAGGGAAAAAUUGUGUUUGGUUUGAUUGAUUUCAAGGUGUUUAGAGAUUAAAUUUGGUGUUAGUUGUGUAGUUAGUUGAAAAUGGAUCAAUAUGAGAUUAUGGAGCAGAUUGGAAGAGGGGCAUUUGGUGCUGCUAUUCUUGUUAAUCACAGGGUGGAAAAGAAGAAGUAUGUGCUCAAGAAGAUUCGUCUUGCUCGACAGACUGAACGGUGCAGGAGAUCUGCUCACCAGGAGAUGGCUUUAAUUGCACGGAUUCAACAUCCAUACAUUGUUGAGUUCAAGGAGGCAUGGGUGGAAAAGGGAUGCUAUGUCUGCAUUGUAACUGGUUAUUGUGAAGGCGGAGACAUUGCUGAGUUGAUGAAAAAAAUGAAUGGGCAAUACUUUCCAGAAGAGGUAAUCUGCAAGUGGUUCACUCAGAUACUUCUGGCAGUCGAAUAUCUGCACUCGAAUUAUGUACUUCACCGUGACUUAAAAUGUUCUAAUAUCUUUCUCACCAAAGACAAAGAUGUUCGCCUUGGGGAUUUUGGACUUGCUAAGACUUUGAAGGCAGAUGACUUAACUUCAUCGGUUGUUGGAACUCCAAAUUACAUGUGUCCAGAACUUCUCGCAGACAUUCCUUAUGGGUUUAAAUCUGAUAUCUGGUCUCUAGGCUGCUGUAUGUAUGAGAUGGCUGCUCAUCGCCCUGCUUUCAAAGCUUUCGACAUGGCAGGACUAAUAAGUAAGAUAAACCGAUCCUCCAUUGGUCCUCUGCCUCCUUGUUACUCCCCAUCUUUGAAAACUCUUAUUAAAAGCAUGCUGAGAAAAAAUCCUGAACAUCGACCUAAUGCAACAGAAAUCCUGAAGCAUGCAUACCUGCAGCCGUAUGUUGAACAGUACCGUCAGUCACCCAUUUCUCCUGGAAAAGCUCUCACUCCUACUCGUGAUGUCCGAAAGAAUAUGGCUGAAAGCCAAAGUAGUAAUAGUUCUUGCAGUGAUAGGGAUAGUUUAGUGUCUAGUGAGAAAAUUGUGCGACCCACGGCUUGCAGUUGUGACAAAAAAACCAGUGACACCGAUUUGGCUUCUGUCGAUGAGGAAGUUGGCUCUCAGCCACAUGUAGAAAAUGAUGAGCAUACAAGUGACAGGUGCACUGUAAGAUUGGAUGUUCAGCAAGUGAAGAAACCUCUUAAAGAUGAACAUAGAUCAAAUAUCGAAGUAAAGCAACCAAAAACCAUAAAAAAUAUUAUGACGGCUUUGAAAGAAGGAAAAGUCAGAGAAAAUAGUUCACCUAUGAGAAAUCGUAGCCAGAGAACAACUAAGAUGGAUGAUUUACCUAGAGUUGCCAAAUUGGCGGCUGUUACUCCUAGUUCGAAGGUUACUCCAAAUGCAUCACCACCGGCACCAGCAAAAACUAGCUCUGAUUCAAUGAAACAGAUGCAGGGAGUAAAUCCUUUGAAGCAUCAGUUACCAGCUUCUGACUCCACCCCAAAGACUAAACCUAAAUUUGAAGUAAUCACUCCAACUGGUCCUCCAAGAUUAAAAACCCCUCCUAGUCUGGCCCGACAAUCAUCAUUUAUGGGUCGGAUGAGACAACUAGGGGUUGGUGCUCCAGUUUUAGCGACUAACAAUGUGAAGCUCGGACCAAGCGAGACAACUCAGAAUCAUGAAACUGUGACACCUGAUAAUGUAUCUAGUGCACACCUUUCACAUGUAUCAGGAGAGAUUGUAUGCAAUCCUCAAACUCCUGUGCUGGAACCGUCCGCAGGAAUGAAGACAGAGAGUAGCAAUUCAAUAUCAUCUUCAGCGUCAAUUCAAGGUUUUGAUAUCUGUGAUGACGCGACGAAUCCCAUCAACAAUUCAACAGAGGUAGUCCGUCCCAAUUUUGAGCAAGUGUCCCAGGCUGAAAGUUUUGGGUCUUUUCAACCCAGUGUCUCAGCAGUUUCAUCCUUACAUUCUGAGAUGCCUGGAGUUAAUUCUAGGGAAACAAAUGGACUCGGUGACAGAUCUUUGUUGUGUUCAGGGAGCACCAGUGAGUUGCACUUUGAUUUUGAAAGUGCGAAUUAUGUUCCUCAUAAUGAAAACUUGAGCACGAGUUCUGCUCUACAGGUCCAGUUUCCAAGAUCUACAGAUAUACAUGCACAGAGAGAUGGCGUCUUGACAUGUAAGCCUAGUAGUACAACUGAUCAAGUGCUCCAAUCACAACAAACUUGUAAAAUAGACGGUGAUGAUAAAUUUACAGUUAAAGAACUUGUGUCAUCAGCAGCAGAUACAACCACUGUUACUGCCCCCUCUGUUACAACUAUCCCAAAUGGCCACAAUGGUGAGAAGGGAAUCAUUUUGAGAAAUCCAACAAUUGAGAAGCACACAACCUCACAGUUUCCACCAGCUUUUGAUGACAUCAUUCAUGUUAUACGACACAGUAGUUACCGUGUGGGGAGUGAUCAACCUGUGAUGGAAACUGUUGACAGAAGUGUAGACUCUGGGAAACAAAUUAAUAUAGCAAGGGAUGAGGCAGAAACAAGAAAUCCUCCCACUCCACUUGCAAAAUCAUGUAAUAGCUCGGAGAUCAUGACACCCAAGUCAGACCUUUCUGAUGAUUUGACUUUUAAGGAAGCAGAUUCGAGGAUUACAGCCUCAAAUGUACAAAUAUCAGAUUCUUCAGAGCCUGAGAAGACCAACACCCCCACCACUGUAGCUCGGGUAGAGACACCAGGGAAGGAGAUAUUAGAUGUCAAUUCUUCGAGCCAGAGAGCAGAGGCACUUGAGGGAUUACUGGAGUUAUCGGCUGACUUGCUUCAACAAAACAGGUUGGAAGAGCUCGCCAUUGUUCUGAAACCCUUUGGAAAAGUUAAAGCUGAUCCGAGGGAAACAGCUAUCUGGCUUGCAAGAAGUUUGAAAGGGAUGAUGCUUCAAGAUUUGGGAGGAAAUCCAUGAUCGUCAUCAUGCUGGUAAGCAGGAUAUAUCUUUUCCGAGUUAAUUGAAGGUGCUUUAAUACUUUCAGUGUCUUUGUUCUCAUACAUAUGAGCUACACUCGAACUUAAGCAGACUGUGAAGUGACCUUCCUUUUUUUUUUUUUCUUCUUUUUUUUCCUUUUCUGGUUAAUCUUUGUUCUGUAAAACUCCAGGUGGACGGUGCUGUGUAUAGUGACCUUACAAAUGCUAAAAAACGAAAAUGAAAUUGUAUUACAAAUAAAUUUAUGGAUAGUUCCCAGUA